This is a messenger RNA of Sitodiplosis mosellana (orange wheat blossom midge), 2655 nucleotides long. RefSeq lists its product as uncharacterized. The transcript has 3 exons. The record is from RefSeq and is a predicted model, not a curated record. The coding region runs from base 189 to 2405 and encodes 738 amino acids. NCBI's taxonomy places the organism in Eukaryota, Metazoa, Arthropoda, Insecta, Diptera, Cecidomyiidae. Gene Ontology annotation, molecular function: protein binding.
GUCACAUUGUUCGACACGCUGAAAUGUCAGUCGAAAUAUCAAUAACAACAGCAAAGCCACUGUGAAAAGAAUCUAGCGAAUGGAUUGUUGUUUAUCAGAAUCAUUUUUUAUUCUAGAUUUUUUGUUCGCAACAACGGUGAACCUAUAAAAAAAACUACGCAAAUCGACACUUGUAGGCAUCAAAUAAGAUGGGGAAAAUGGAGGAAUCGACAGAAGCCACAGUCCCCGAAGAAAUUGAAUUGUUGGAUUUCCCAGACGAGGUCUUAUUGAAUAUCAUGAUCCAUUUGAAUGACACCACUUUGCUAAAUAUGACACGCGUUUGCAAACGUUCCAAGGCCAUUGCCAAACAGGCGUUCACAAAGAAGUACAACGGCAAAAACGAUACAAAGUAUUUCAAAGUCAACAUAUUCCAUGAAAAUCUGAUCAUCGAACGCAAACAAUACCAACCGUUGUUUAGUACAUUUGGCGAGAAUAUGGUUGCUAUGUGCAUUCGAUUUUCUGAUGGUCAUUUUGGACUAGCCGUAGCUCACGACCAUUGGAUUUUUGCCAUGAUUCGACGGUUUUGCACCAAAUUGUCAAAGAUGGAUAUUGGAAGAGGUGAUGAUGUUGAUCUGUUGAAAAUGUUUCAAUCACUUCCGAAUGCAUCACUGACACAUCUGACCUUGUCAUAUACAAGACAUGCCAAUACAAAUUGGUCAGAAUAUCGACACCCAAAUUUGAUUUACUUCCAUAUGGAUAUCGGAAUCGGACAGCAGAAAAUGGUUGAUUUCAUCAGCACCAAUACUCAAUUGGAAGAAAUACAUCUCAAAUAUGUGGUCGACAACUACGCACCAUAUCUCAAAGCAAUCGAAAACAAGUGCAAAAACAUUCGAAAGUUGGGAAUCAUUGGAUUGAAUCGAGAUGUGUCGCCUAAAAUCGUCAACAGCAAAAUGAUCAGCAUUUUAUGCAAAUUAACCACACUCAAUUGGCUGGAAAUCAAUGCGCAUGGUCUGAAGCUUAGCCAACUUGAUUCACUAGUGCGACAACUGCCAAACCUAUCAACACUCCGUCUAAACAACACUAAUGCCACUACGGAAAUCUACGAAAAUCUCACACGAACAACUUUAAUUUGCCAACGCAUUUCCAAACUCAUGAUUCGAACGAAUGAUGCCGAUUUUUCAAAGUUGAGCAACGAUUUACUUACUCACAUCGCUGACGAGAUAGUGCUGGGAAACAAAAUGAUAGUGCUGGAAGAGGACAAGCAUAAAAUAAUCAUAGUGAAAGGAGAGGUGCAGCGUAACAAGAUCAUCGUGUACAAGCAUGAUGCCACUGACUAUACCGAAUCAUCAACUAAUUUCCUGGAUCUGAAUGACAUUUGUUUGGCCAAAAUCGUUGAAUUACUAGAGCCACAGCACCACUGCGCAUUGUACGACACUUGCCAACGAACCCGCAAAGCAAUCACAGACUACUAUUCCGAAAAUUGGUUGCAUGUCCAUUUCACUUCGCAAGAGCUCACCGAAAAUCUUUUGUGGUGCUUGGGAAUGGAGAUCCAAUUUUUGGGACUCGACCAAGAGAGGAUUCCUACACAAAACGAUCAUGGAGAGUUAUGGAGGCGUAUAAAUCGAUAUAGUAUCAAUUUAAACCAUUUGAUCAUUUACAUUGACACAAAAAAUACUGAUAACAUUAACAUGAUUCCACCGGACUGUGCAUGGCCAAAGUUGAACAAGUUGACGUUUUCCACUAGUUUCUCAGCUUACAAAUUCGCUGAUCCAUCAUCGUAUGCAGUCGACUAUGAAACUUUGCGUUCAUUUCUCUGUCCAUCGUUGACUCAUCUGGAAGUCAUAAGUCUUCAAAUUGAUGGCGAUAUUUUGGACCAUGGUGAUCACUUUCGUCAUUUGACCGUAUUAAAAUUUGGCUACUACAACGAAAGUGUCAAGAAAUUCCUGUUGGCCUUAGAUGACAAUGUGUGCGAAAAAAUGCAAGAGCUAUUGAUUGGGUCACAACUCAUUAUGGCUAAAUCAGAUGCUGAUGAUGAACCUAGACGUAUUGUCGUUGAGCUCGUUAGAAUAGUUCCACGUUUUCCGAAAUUAAUCGAAUUGGAGUUAAUUGUUCCUGGUGUCGAUCAGUGCAAUACAAAGUAUUUAUUUGAAAGUUGCACAAAUUUGGUGCAUUUUGGUUUUUGGUGCAAAGGAUCCCAAUUUCUAUCUGACGAUCUGUUCGUACACAUAAAGGACAAUUGUAUGCACAUUGAAACCAUUCGAUUGUUUGGUCAUGGAAUUUUCGGAUACAUCUUAAAAAAAGUACGCAAAAUUCUUCCACAUGUUUCAGUCGAAGUGGCCGUUCAAGACAAUAUAUCGUUCGAAGUUACUGAUGAACACUCUUCCUGUGACAACUUGGCUAUGAACGUGCUAGAACCGUUUUAUUAGACACAAAUAAUUAUUAUUAGGAGAAAAGCAGAAUAUUCUGCUGGUCAGAUACAGACCGUAAGACCCGACUAAAACAAUAAGUUUUCCGCUUAUUUCUACCAAAAGAAUAUUAAAAUGUUUAAAACAUUAAAGACUUUUGAUGAAUGAAAGUACAGAAUAAUAUGUAAACAGAUUAAUUUAAUAUGUUUCAAAAUCAUUGAUUUUUUAGCGUUAGAAUUAAAUCAUUUAAUAAAUAAAUUUUCAUUACAAA